Molecule: messenger RNA, 571 nt
Organism: Geodia barretti
Lineage: Eukaryota; Metazoa; Porifera; Demospongiae; Tetractinellida; Geodiidae
Source: the annotation of a GenBank genome assembly
UCGUACCGGUCUGGCCCUCCAGGGAACUGUUAGCGGCACAGGUAGCAACCAGGGACUUGGAAGAACAAGAAGUUUCAAUGAGAAAAAUUAGAGUGUCACCCGACACAUUUCCGCCACCCAGUGGUCGAGAGUACGUACUCCGUGCCACCCUCCCCCGCCCCUCCCCCCACUCCCUCCCCACUCCCCAGCGAAUGUACUGUGUCCUCACCCCCACCGAGUUCAGACUAGCCGGAGCCUUCUCCUCCGACAUUCUCAUCACAUGACUCUCAUGUGACUUCCAAUUUUCCAUAUUUGUAUAUAUAGCAGUCGUGUUGCAGAUGUGGCAAGGACGAUGGGCACAAGGUAUUAUAUACACACAAUUGUGAUUCCCAAAAUGGCAGGUUAAAAAGUGAAAAGCGGAGCAGUUUGUGUUGCUAAUAAAAACAGCAACUAAAUCAGGCCAGAAUGGGUGGAACCAGAAAGAACUCUUAUAUACUACAAUCCAACAUUUCUCUAUAGUUAUAUAGAGAGUGGGACCGCUAUCAAUGGUGUCAGUUUGCCACCCUGCCUGUCCUCUAAAAGCUAUAAUAAU